AUCAUCUAUCAAACCGUACGUACGUUUAGCUACAUACAACACGGGGUCUUCGCAGAAAGACAGCCAUCAACCUUUGCUUCAAACCAACCGGCUGCCAUCUUUGUCAUCCCAAUCAUCCGACAUAGGGCAUGAUCAAUCAAGCGGCGAGCUUGAAAGGAUAUUGUCCGAUUCAAGCGUGCCCUUCUUUCAGCGUCUCCAGCCAGCUAUAUGGAUCGAGCUGAAGCUCCUCUUCUACCUUGCCGCUCCUGCUGUUAUCGUUUACAUGAUCAAUUAUCUAAUGUCCAUGUCCACCCAAAUCUUUUCCGGCCACCUUGGCAACCUUGAGCUUGCCGCCGCCUCUCUUGGCAACACUGGCAUCCAAAUCUUUGCAUACGGCCUCAUGUUAGGAAUGGGGAGUGCUGUGGAGACUCUCUGCGGACAAGCAUAUGGAGCCGGAAAGUACGACAUGCUAGGCAUAUAUAUGCAAAAAUCAAUCAUCCUCCUCACUUCAACGGGUGUCAUCCUCAGUAUCAUUUACAUAUUCUCCAAGCCCAUCUUAAUAUUUCUCGGAGAAUCACCCAGAAUUGCAUCUGCAGCCGCGGUUUUUGUCUACGGCUUAAUACCUCAAAUCUUCGCAUACGCGGCAAACUUCCCCAUCCAGAAAUUUCUACAAGCUCAAAGCAUAGUAAUCCCUAGCGCAUAUAUAUCAACGGCGACGCUUUUCCUACACCUUGUGCUCAGCUGGCUAGCAGUGUACAAGAUGAGGCUUGGCCUUUUGGGUGCAUCAACGGUGCUGAGCUUGUCGUGGUGGAUUAUAGUGGUGGGACAGUUUGUGUAUAUAGUGAAGAGUGAGAGGUGCAAGUAUACGUGGAGAGGGUUCAAUCUGCAGGCGUUUACAGGCUUGACGGGAUUCUUCAGGUUAUCGGUGGCAUCGGCUGUGAUGCUCUGCCUGGAGACGUGGUAUUUUCAGAUUCUUGUUCUGCUUGCUGGAUUGCUAGAGAACCCCGAGUUGGCUUUGGACUCUCUAUCCAUUUGCACUACAAUCUCGGGAUGGGUCUUCAUGAUCUCCGGGUUCAACGCUGCCGCAAGUGUGAGAGUGAGCAAUGAGCUUGGAGCAGGAAAUCCAAAGUCAGCGGCAUUUUCAGUGGUGGUGGUGACCUCGAUCACUUUCUUCAUCUCUGUGAUUGCGGCGCUAAUUGUGAUUGCUUUGCGCGAUGUCAUAAGCUAUGGCUUCACUGAAGGUGAAGUUGUAGCUGCUGCUGUGUCCGAUCUGUGCCCCCUUCUCUCCCUUACCAUCGUCCUCAACGGAAUUCAACCCGUCUUAUCUGGUGUGGCUGUUGGAUGUGGAUGGCAAGCUUUCGUUGCAUACGUAAAUAUUGCAUGCUAUUACGGGGUUGGAAUACCAUUGGGUUCGCUUUUCGGGUUUUACUUCAAAUUCGGUGCCAAGGUGGAAGAAGCUAGGAAAAGGUUGGACAAGUGGGAGGAUCAUAAGAUCAAGGACAACAUGGAACCACACGUUACUUAAUUAAUUGAAGAACUGAAUUACUUAAACAAGUUUUUGGAGGCUGAUGAUCAUAAGAUAGUCAUUGUUGAUCUAAGAACAAAAACUAGAGGCUAUAUUCCUUUCCAGAAUCGAGAGUCAUAUUGUUUGGCAUAAACUUGUAAUCAAGAAGAACUUUUCUAGUAUUUAUCAGAGAGGGUACUAGUGAGGGCACUAGUGUUUGGAAAGCGAUACUGCUGAUCGAGCAAUUCUUAAAAGAAAAAUGAUAGGA
Messenger RNA from Juglans regia (Persian walnut), 1751 nucleotides. RefSeq names its product protein DETOXIFICATION 40. Gene Ontology annotation, molecular function: xenobiotic transmembrane transporter activity; antiporter activity. Gene Ontology annotation, biological process: xenobiotic detoxification by transmembrane export across the plasma membrane. The record is from RefSeq and is a predicted model, not a curated record. Gene Ontology annotation, cellular component: membrane. Lineage: Eukaryota; Viridiplantae; Streptophyta; Magnoliopsida; Fagales; Juglandaceae.